AUGGAUGCUAAUAGAAAAUCUGUUAUUCUUCAAGUUUCUGGCAAUGAUGAUGAGAAUCAGGUCUUUAGUGAUAAAGUUGGCACAUUGCUCAACUCUGGUGUUGAAGAAACUCAGGACUUUCUGUCUCAAAUUUUGGAUAAUUCGGACAACAUUGAUAUUACUUCCAUUUGCAAUGAUGGUGUGCAUUCCAAAGGAGGUUCGUUCUUAGUUGCUAAAAGGAAACUUGGGGAUGAAGUGAUUGGAAUUAGUUAUGAAGAAUUUCUAGAUAUCUUAGAUCUUUCUAUCAAUAUUUCACCUGUUGAUGAUGUUGAUGUUGAUCAUCCAUUAUUUGCACAAAAUGAAAUACAAGGUAUGUAUACGAUUAAAUUCCAAAAGAGGGGACUACCACAUGCAUAUAUUGUACUUUGGCUUGAUCGAAGGCCAAAAUUACAAUCAACUGAGAUAAUAGAUGAACUUAUAUGUGUUGAGCUUCCUAAUUCUACAAGAUAUCAAAAGCUUUAUGUUGUGAGGUUUACUGAGCAAACUUCUUUUGAUGAAGAAGAUUAUCCUAUUUACAGAAGUCGUGAUCUUGGUGUUACAUAUGAAGCUUAUGGUGUUCAGAUUGAUAAUAGAUUUGUUGUCCCUUAUAAUCCUUUCCUUUUAAUGAAGUAUCGUGCUCACAUCAAUUUAGACUUUUGCAAUAAGUCAAAUGUAAUUAAAUAUUUAUUCAAAUAUGUCAACAAAGGUCUUGAUCAUGUUACAGCCAUAGUUAGCAAUGUUCAUGUUGGGAACCAAAAUACUCGUGCUCUUGAUGACAUUAAAGAGUAUUUUGAUUGUCGAUAUCUAUCUCCGUGUGAGUUUGUGUGGAGAAUUUUUUCUUAUGAUAUUUAUCAUAGAUGGCCAUCUAUUCAAAGGUUAACUUUUCAUUUGCCAAACCAACAACAUAUUAUAUUUGAUGAUCGUGACAUUAUAAGUUCUAUUCUUGUGAGGAAAAAGAAUUUGGUUACCAUGUUUAUAGCUUGGAUGUUAGCAAAUAUGGUUUAUCCUGAAGGGAAAUGUUUGACAUAUGUUGAGUUCCCACGACAUUUUGUUUAUGUUGUUCACAAUAGGGAAUGGAAACCAAGACAAAGAGGAUUUUCAAUCAGUAGAUUGAGUUUUGUUCCCCCAACUGCUGGUGAAUUGUUUUAUAUGCGUUUGUUAUUAAAUGUACAAAGAGGGUGUACUAGCUUUAAGAGCAUUAGAAUAGUUAAUGGGACUACUUAUGAUACAUUUCAAGAAGCAUGUUUUGCAUUAGGAUUUUUGACUGAUGAUAAUGAGUUUGUUGAAGCUAUUAAAGAAGCUGCUCUAUUAGGAACAGGCUUGCAACUGAAACAAUUAUUUGUAACAUUAUUAUUAUCAGCUUCAAUCAGUAGACCUUUGUCCAUUUGA
This is a messenger RNA of Arachis stenosperma, 1407 nucleotides long. RefSeq lists its product as uncharacterized. The coding region runs from base 1 to 1407 and encodes 468 amino acids. The transcript has 7 exons. NCBI's taxonomy places the organism in Eukaryota, Viridiplantae, Streptophyta, Magnoliopsida, Fabales, Fabaceae. The record is from RefSeq and is a predicted model, not a curated record.